This is a messenger RNA of Dioscorea cayenensis subsp. rotundata (Guinea yam), 834 nucleotides long. RefSeq lists its product as uncharacterized. Bases 101 to 574 code for a protein of 157 amino acids. NCBI's taxonomy places the organism in Eukaryota, Viridiplantae, Streptophyta, Magnoliopsida, Dioscoreales, Dioscoreaceae. The transcript has 5 exons. The record is from RefSeq and is a predicted model, not a curated record.
GCUCUCUUUCUUCACCCCAGUCUUCAAGCAAAGCCCCAAAUUUCGAUCUCAUCGCCGGCCGAUUCGAGAUCUCUCUCUCUCUUUCUCGGCGAGCAUCAUCAUGGGCUUCGUCUCGUUCGCGGGGAGAGUUCUCUUUGCCUCCGUCUUCAUCCUCUCUGCUUACCAGGAGUUUAAUGAUUUUGGAGUUGAUGGUGGCCCUGCAGCCAAAGCCCUUAGGCCCAAAUAUAACCUCUUCAUCAAUCAUGUUACCGCUCAUAUGGGUGUCAAUGUCCCAGAAAUUGAGAUGAGGCAUGUUAUUGCUGCUACCAUAACUCUGAAGGGGCUCGGAGGACUUCUUUUUAUUUUCAGUAGCUCCUUUGGUGCUUAUCUCCUGCUGGUCUAUUUGACAUUCAUAACACCAGUAGUGUACGAUUUCUACAACUAUGACAUCGAGAAACCAGAGUUUGUUCAGCUCUUCGUUAAGUUCACUCAGAACUUGGCCCUGUUCGGCGCGUUGCUCUUUUUCUUGGGGAUGAAGAAUUCAAUUCCUAGAAGGCAAGGCAAGAAGAAAGGCCCAAAAGCAAAGACAGUCUAAGUGCAACAAAGCUCGCUCUCGUCACUUUCAACCUGUUUGGACACACGCAUGAGAUCAUAUUCUUUUGAUGUUUGUCAAAUUGCAGAUUAGGAAAUCAAGUAUUGCUGAAGCUGGGGAGGUUUUGCUUGAAAGUACUCUCUAUUUUUUUGUGUUUCCUGGAUUAGUUGCACCUAGUUUUAUUAUAAAACUUCAAUAUUUACUUUUUAGUGAUGGUUCUUAUGGGAAUUGACAAUUUAAUUUAUCUUAUUGGUUUUAGAAAA